ACUCGGCCAGGCGCCGGCGACCUGAGGGGAGAGGGAACGCAGCUGAAAGCGUGAACUGUGUGGUUGCACAAUUCCCCUCUGCCUUCCUGUGGGGUGUCAUCAUAGCCUGGUCAAUGAGAAGUUGGGUAACUUCCCAGAGGGUCACGGAGGGAGUGGGUGGCCAAGGCAGGAAGAACAGAAGCCAACCCCGCCCACAGUGGGAACCCAGGCGUUAGGUAGAGUCCUCACGCCGGUGUAAACUGACUAGCAACGAGUUACAGGCAAAAAAGCUGUGCUUUUCUAGAAGUAGAAAGGGGGAGGAUAAUCAAAGAAGAGCUGUGCCUUUAUUGUUAUGCUAUAACGAGCAAAAGUAAAGCAGCCUUGCUAUGUAAAGUGGUGUUUAUCUCACCUCACAGGAGAUGCUUUUGACAAGUUAUAAUAAGGGAGAGAUGGUAGUAAAGGAAGUGAAGAAGCGACGUGAAAUUGAAGGAAAAGAAAAUGACCUGCCUUCUUACCGCGGUUGGAAUACACACCCAAACGAGAGGUAGCAGAGAAGCAAGCAGUGCAUUCUGUUAAAAAUUAUUGUGUCCUCAUUUGAGAGAGGAGGGAUCCUCAAAUAAUACAACUAUGUGCAAAGCAGGAAGUGAAAUCCUUCUCAGUCCUCUCCCCAGUUGUAAUCCAAGCCUUCCACAUCUUUCCUGUAUGUGCAUAACCAUGUUAUUUUGCUUUCUUAUGAAAAUGAGAUUAUGCAUACUGUUCGAUAAUCUGUUUCAGAUUAAAUAUAUAUAUAUGGUGAAAGUCUUGCCAUAUGUAGCUCUAUUUUAUUGUAAUGUUGGCGUGGUACUGCAUUGUGUAGAUGUACCAAAUUAUAGUUAACUGUCACUUACUAUGUCCUGUCCGUAUAUAUUGCCCAGUAUUCUUCAAAAUUAUCUGUUUCUCAUUAGACUACAGAUUUCAUUAAUCCUUUGUGAAAUAUAUGGCAAAUAUUUUCAAGAAUUAUCAAUGCUUUGGUUUAAAAUGCCCAGGCUUUUUAUCUCAGGUAAGAAGGUAGUCCCCACUCAAAAAUUCUUAAAAUCUUCUCCUAUAUUGCCUGUUAAUUCUCUUUUUAUGAUUUACUCAUUAAAACAUCUGAAAAUGAUUUUUGUAUGCUAAGAUAAGGAUUUAAUUUUUUUCUUUGUUUUUAUGACUAGGCAGCCAUUUUUUCCUGAAAUCAUUUGUUGAAAUCAUUUCUCUCCCAACUGACUAGAAAUACCUCCUUAAUAUAGUAAAUUCUCAAGUGUACAUGCAUCUUUUCUUUAGACUCAUCUGUUGCUUUGAUCUUUUUGUCUCUUCCUUUAAAAAUACCAAUCUGCUUUGAUAUUACGUUUUCUAGUAAUUCAUAGGACAAGUCCCUCUUCAUUUUUCCUUUUCAAAAUUUUCUUGAAUAUAAUUGCAUUAUCUUUGAGAUAAAAUUUAACAUAAACUGUUCAUGCUUCAUUAAAAUACUCUUUUUGGGAUUUAACCAUUAUAUUUUCUUAUAUUUUGUGACUGGUAUGUAGAUGAGUGUUUAUGUAUCUGGCCAACUUUCUAAAUUUAUUAAUUUUAAUAAAUUGUUUCACUUGAAUUUUCUAGGAAAACAAUCAUCUAAUUAUAAUUCAUCUUAUCUCUUUCUUUCUUUGCUUUAGUGAAUUGCUGGCUUCCCCAGAAUAGUGGUAAAUAAAACAGUGAUUCUGGCCAUCCUUUAUCUUGUUUCUUAGUUUGGGGAUGUUUUUAUUAUGUCAUCAUUAAAUAUGAAGUUACUAUUAAUAUCUAAUAAAUUAUAUUUAUCAGGGAAGUUUCCUUUAAUAUUUCUAGCUCAUUGUGAUUUUUGCAGAGAACUGUUUGGAUUGCAUCCAAAGUCAUUUUUGCAACUGGGGAUGGGGAGUGUCUAUUGUAUUAGAUAGCACUUUGAGAACAAUUUUAAAUAAUAGAUAUUGGAUGUUCAUUUGGUGUGUAUAUUCAUUACUUCUUAACAUUUUUAUCAGGAAUGGAAGUUGGAUUUUGUCAAAUGGCUUUUUGACAUCUAUCAUAACCUUUCAUAGGUACUUUUCAUCUUUGACCUAACAGGAUAGUGAAUUACUUUAGUAUAUUUGCAGUUUGUGAACCAAUCUUACGCUUGGUCAUGGUGUAAUAUUUAAGUAUAUAUUGGUUCCUUUGGUAGCAUUUUUAUUUAAAAUCAAUGAUUGAGAUUCAUUUUAUACUCACCUUUUUCUGUUAUUUUUGCUAGGUUUUGGUAUCAAGGUUAUGCUGGUUCCUAAAAAGAACUGGGCAGAGUUCCUCUUCCUCCGCUCUGAUGUAGUUUAAAUAGCCUAAGAACUCUGCUCUUUGAAGAUCUGAAAGAAUUCACUCAUGAAACCAUGUGGGUCUGGGAGUUCAUUGUUCUUAAGACAGCAACAAUACUCAGCAAAAUGGUUCAGAACAAACAAAAACUCCUUGGAGUAAAUACAAUUGAAUGAAAGAGUCUGGGACACGGUAAUGUCAAGAACUAAGAACAGCUGCUGUACUGAUGCUGGUUAUUUCCCCCCUACACACAACUUUUUUUUCAUGGACAAGGAAAAAUGCUGUAGACCUGUCAUUUACUCCAUCCUUUAUAGUGAUGCUACAGGACGAAGAGGAAUGGAUAAAAACAUUGGCGAGCAACUCAAUAAAGCGUAUGAAGCCUUCCGGCAGGCAUGCAUGGAUAGAGAUUCUGCAGUAAAAGAAUUACAGCAAAAGACUGAGAACUAUGAGCAGAGAAUACGUGAACAACAGGAACAGCUGUCACUUCAACAGACUAUUAUUGACAAGCUAAAAUCUCAGUUACUUCUUGUGAAUUCCACUCAAGAUAACAAUUAUGGCUGUGUUCCUCUGCUUGAAGACAGUGAAACAAGAAAGAAUAAUUUGACUCUUGAUCAGCCACAAGAUAAAGUGAUUUCAGGAAUAGCAAGAGAAAAACUACCAAAGGUAAGAAGACAAGAGGUUUCUUCUCCUAGAAAAGAAACUUCAGCAAGGAGUCUUGGCAGUCCUUUGCUCCAUGAAAGGGGUAAUAUAGAGAAGACUUUCUGGGAUCUGAAAGAAGAAUUUCAUAAAAUAUGCAUGCUAGCAAAAGCACAGAAAGACCACUUAAGCAAACUUAAUAUACCAGACACUGCAACUGAAACACAGUGCUCUGUGCCUAUACAGUGUACGGAUAAAACAGAUAAACAAGAAGCGCUGUUUAAGCCUCAGGCUAAAGAUGAUAUAAAUAGAGGUGCACCAUCCAUCACAUCUGUCACACCAAGAGGACUGUGCAGAGAUGAGGAAGACACCUCUUUUGAAUCACUUUCUAAAUUCAAUGUCAAGUUUCCACCUAUGGACAAUGACUCAACUUUCUUACAUAGCACUCCAGAGAGACCCGGCAUCCUUAGUCCUGCCACGUCUGAGGCAGUGUGCCAAGAGAAAUUUAAUAUGGAGUUCAGAGACAACCCAGGGAACUUUGUUAAAACAGAAGAAACUUUAUUUGAAAUUCAGGGAAUUGACCCCAUAGCUUCAGCUAUACAAAACCUUAAAACAACUGACAAAACAAAGCCCUCAAAUCUCGUAAACACUUGUAUCAGGACAACUCUGGAUAGAGCUGCGUGUUUGCCACCUGGAGACCAUAAUGCAUUAUAUGUAAAUAGCUUCCCACUUCUGGACCCAUCUGAUGCACCUUUUCCCUCACUCGAUUCCCCGGGAAAAGCAAUCCGAGGACCACAGCAGCCCAUUUGGAAGCCCUUUCCUAAUCAAGACAGUGACUCGGUGGUACUAAGUGGCACAGACUCAGAACUGCAUAUACCUCGAGUAUGUGAAUUCUGUCAAGCAGUUUUCCCACCAUCCAUUACAUCCAGGGGGGAUUUCCUUCGGCAUCUUAAUUCACACUUCAAUGGAGAGACUUAAGACACAUUUGAAAACAGACAUAUCAAGUUCUAUGUGAUGAUUUUGGGUUUUUAAUACUAUAAAUACUUGAUUGUAAACUAAAUUCAAGAUCAUUUAUAGGAAAAUCUAGUUUCACAGCUAUUUGAAUUUUUUUCUGGAUUUACUAUAUAACUCUUAUUUUUUAAAAGAUCAUUCUGUUCUUUCAAGGAGAAAUAAGCCUAAAAGAAGAAAAACAAAAAAAAUUCUGUAUAAAACUGUAAUCCUUUGUAUUCAUGUUUACAGUGCUAUUACUAUAAUUCAAAAUUAUGUAUGUGACUUAGAGUUAUAUAAUCAUAAUUUAUGUUUAUUUCAAAUAUCUAAGUUUAUUGCUUGGAUUUCUAGUGAGAGCUGUUGAAUUUGGUGAUGUCAAAUGUUUCUAGGGUUUUUUUAGUUUGUUUUUAUUGAAAAAUUUAAUUAUUUAUGCUAUAGGUGAUAUUCUCUUUGAAUAAACCUAUAAUAGAAAAUAGCAGACAACAUAAACAUCUUUGUAAAUAUCAAACCUAAUACAUUUCUUGUCCAGUGAUAAAACAACUGGUAGAAUUAUUUAAACACUUUAGAUUUUUAAAUAAUAUACAUGGCUUUAAUUUUUACUGUGUGUAUAGCUACAUGAUGAAAUUAAUUAAAUAUUAAGAGGUACUUAUGUUGUGAUCAUUUGUAUGUCCUUUGUUCCUGAGUAAAAAAAAAAAAAAAAAAA
This is a messenger RNA of Homo sapiens (human), 4603 nucleotides long. RefSeq names its product TRAF family member associated NFKB activator (gene TANK). Gene Ontology annotation, biological process: negative regulation of canonical NF-kappaB signal transduction. NCBI's taxonomy places the organism in Eukaryota, Metazoa, Chordata, Mammalia, Primates, Hominidae. The transcript is spliced from 9 exons. The coding region runs from base 2473 to 3891 and encodes 472 amino acids. Gene Ontology annotation, cellular component: cytoplasm. The record is from RefSeq and is a predicted model, not a curated record.